UAGGAGCCGAACAUCUCCUGUUCUCAACCAGCAUUGAUUCCCUCAUCAUUGCCGCCGCCAUGGCAUCUAUAGGGAAUCCUGCGCUCCUGUUCCGGAGCUUUGCCCCUAGGCUGUCGAAAGAAUUGUUCACCUGCCGUCAGUGUCUCGUCCGAACCCAAAAUUAUGUGACGAGAUCGACGAUCCGCAAACCGUCAGUCGCGCGGCCUUUCUCCCAAGCCACCAGAGUCAAUUCGACUUCUUUGAACGCGAGGGCUAGGUAUGCCUUUGUGCGAUAUGCUUCGGAUUCAGCUGCCGCCACCGCAGAGGCUGGAGCAUCGAAAACUAAGUCCAAAUUCCCCGAAGUUAGCGACAAGAAAGUGGCCUACUGGUUACUAGGCAGUGCGGCUAGUGUCUUUGGCAUCGUGGUUUUCGGAGGACUUACUAGGUUAACAGAAUCAGGUUUGAGCAUCACAGAAUGGCGCCCCGUCACCGGAUCCCUUCCUCCCAUGAAUGCCGAAGACUGGGAAUCCGAAUUCGCAAAGUAUCGCGCGUCCCCCGAAUUCCAUAUCUUGAAUCCUACUAUGACCCUGUCUGAGUUUAAGUCUAUCUACUACAUGGAAUGGAUUCACCGUCUCUGGGGCCGAUUUGUCGGCUUGUCGUUCGUGCUUCCAGCUAUCUAUUUCGUCGCAAAGAAGCAGGUCAGCAAACCUAUGGCACUACGCCUUGGUGGGAUUACAGGCUUGAUUGGAUUCCAGGGCUUCAUUGGCUGGUGGAUGGUUAAGUCUGGACUAAAGGAUGAUCUCUUUGCCCCCGGCAGCCACCCUCGUGUCAGCCAGUACCGCUUGACUGCACAUCUAGGAGCUGCUUUCGCCUGCUACACUGCAAUGCUUUGGAACGGCCUCGCUAUCUUACGGUCCCAUCGUCUUAUGUCCGACCCGGAUGCCGGAAUCAAAUUGCUAGACUCCCUGAGGGACCCCAAGCUUAAGAUUUUCCGCCGUUCUGUUGCCGGUUUGGCGCUUUUGGUUUUCGUGACUGCCAUGUCUGGUGCUCUUGUUGCUGGUCUGGACGCCGGCCUUAUCUACAAUGAGUUCCCCUUCAUGGGUAACGGACUGGCCCCUCCUAUGUCUGAGCUUUUCGAUGACAGGUAUUCGCGACACGAAGACCGCUCAGAUCGUUGGUGGAGAAACAUGCUUGAAAAUCCUUCCCUCGUUCAGCUGGAUCACCGCAUUUUGGCUAUGACAACCUUCACCGGCAUUAUGGCUCUGUGGGCCUAUACACGCCGUUCUCCCACCAUGAAGCAAUUCCUGCCCGCCGCUGCGAAGAAGGGUGUCCAUGGAGUAGUUGCAUUCGCAUUCGUGCAAGUCGGUCUCGGCCUCACCACCCUGCUCUACCUCGUUCCUACUCCUCUAGCCUCAGCCCACCAGGCAGGAAGCCUGUUCCUUCUCACCUGGGUUUUUGUCCUGGGUAGCCGGGUCUGGCACCCCUCAAGGACAGCGAAACUACUUCAGAUGGCGGCAAAGGCUCGUGGUCAUACAUUGUCAAAUGCCACCCGCCAUAUCCCCCCCAAGUUCUAAAUUAUAUCCUAACAGCGAAUGCCUAGUUAGAGCAUCGAAGAAACUCGAUGUGGGGUAAAAAGAAUCUUGUAUGUAUAGAGGUCUAUUCUAUUACCUCCGCUGUAUUUUACCAG
Messenger RNA from Aspergillus ochraceoroseus IBT 24754, 1666 nucleotides. It is a transcript of the gene cox15, whose product is annotated as cytochrome c oxidase assembly protein cox15. Lineage: Eukaryota; Fungi; Ascomycota; Eurotiomycetes; Eurotiales; Aspergillaceae. The record is from RefSeq and is a predicted model, not a curated record. Bases 60 to 1553 code for a protein of 497 amino acids. Gene Ontology annotation, biological process: heme A biosynthetic process. Gene Ontology annotation, molecular function: oxidoreductase activity, acting on NAD(P)H, heme protein as acceptor. Gene Ontology annotation, cellular component: mitochondrial inner membrane. The transcript has 2 exons.